Molecule: messenger RNA, 258 nt
Organism: Meloidogyne enterolobii
Lineage: Eukaryota; Metazoa; Nematoda; Chromadorea; Rhabditida; Meloidogynidae
Source: the annotation of a GenBank genome assembly
AUGGUGGAUAAAUUCAAGUUUCAUUACCUCGAUUGGGGUCAUUUUACUGUGAGUGAGAGAGCGGAGAAUGUUGAAAAGAAAAGAUUUAAUGGAUUCAAUUUCGUUAAAUAUGAACUUUCUAAUAUUCACAAUCCAAAUGUGAAGUUUCUUGUUCAAUGGAUACAUGUAGACAACUUUGAUGUGCGUGUCCAACCGUGUAUUUUGAUUGAAAGAAUGAAGGGACAGGAGAUUAAACCGCUUCCUGUUGAGUAUAAUUAA